AUAUAGAACUCGACGCGCUCUUUCAUUUGAACCAACUUCAAGGUUCUACGUUAGGAAAUAUGGUUAGCAGACGUUCUACAAGUUAGACUAAAUCCGUUGCGAGGGUGAAAUUUUUUCUAACAAAAGUAGAGACUACCGAUUUUCACCACUCGGCUCAGCCGAAUGAACACGUUUUACUUUAAGUAACGCGUUCAGUGCCUGCUAAAAGGCGUCAGAUAUGUCAACUAAUGCGUGUAUAGGCACGUUAACUUACAAAAAAUAUUUGCUUGGGAAUUGACUAUACUCUAUGCAAUAGCCUUAACUAUUCUUGCACCAUAACCGUGAAUAUGCUCUUUGCCAAUAACCUUAACUAUGAUCUUCUCCAUCAUGGCACGACUCUGAUGCACUUGUUUUUUUUACAGUGGGAGAUGAUUAACUAAUUUACCUCCUUUUCGAGAUGAGUCAUUGAUGCCUUCUAAUCUGAGGCAAAAGAGGUAUGUCGUGAGUAUUGUGCAAGAAGAGAAUAAUAAAAUAUUAAAAAAGUCAUUUGAUUCAUCGAUACACAUACACAAUGACUUCAGCCAGAAAGAUGCAGUUUGUACCACCAAAUUCAACAGAAAUCAAGAAAGCAAUCGGCAAUAUUGAUGAGGUGUCGUAAUUAGACUUGUUCACACUUACAUUCAAAUGUAGACUCUUGUCUAUCAUUUCAGCUACCAAAAGAUAUUCAAUCUGCUUUAAGCACUAACAUUGAUCAAAGUUUUUUCCCAGUUCCUGUGCCGACUUCUUCCGAUUGGUUAUCACAACAUAAAGAACCUGGACAAACAUUACUAUCAUUUGAAAGACAGCAAAUGAAAGCAACUCCUCAUUCAACAUAUAAAACAAUCUAUGUUCAACCGUUUCAAGGUAUCAAUGAAUUACGCGCACCAUCGUUAGAAUUAAUAUCCAAUUUUUCAUGUGCUUUUUUUCAUGGUUGUGACAUUGAAGUAUUACCAGCCGUUAAUUUUCUACCCACAAUGAAACGACGUAUUAAUGAAUGGACAAAACAAGAACAAUAUUUAGUCAGUGAUUUAUUAGAUUAUUUGAACGAGAUGAAAUCGAAACGAAAUAUGCGCAAAGAAUUAGUAUGUAUUGGAGUGACAAUGAGCGAUAUUUAUCCUGGUGAAAAUUGGAAUUUUGUCUAUGGUCAAGCUAUGAUGACAGAAGGUUACGGAGUUUAUUCAUUUGCACGUUUCGAUCCCUUAUUUCCGUACAAAACAAUAAAUAUUGAAUUGACGGAUGAACAUCGAAUUAUAAUUCUAAGAAGAGCAAUAAAAGUAUUUAUACACGAAUUAAUGCAUUUAUUUGGAUUACAUCAUUGUAUCUAUUAUCUAUGUUUAAUGAACGGAGCAAAUCAUGAAAAAGAGAUGGAUCAACAACCAUUGUAUUUGUGUCCGGUUUGUUUGAGAAAAGCUUAUUCAACAUUUCAAUUUAAUAUUGUUGAUAUGUAUCAGACAAUCAUUGAUCAUUGUCAAAAAUUAAAAUUUGACUAUGAAACAAAUUGGUACACCAAUAGAUUAACACAUAUAAAAUCCAAUAUAAUUGAAACUGAUACCAAAAAAUAA
Messenger RNA from Didymodactylos carnosus, 1580 nucleotides. The record is from the annotation of a GenBank genome assembly. Lineage: Eukaryota; Metazoa; Rotifera; Eurotatoria; Philodinida; Philodinidae.